AGAGAGAGAGAGAGAGAGUCUGUGUUAUAUCGCUCUAAGACACUCGCAGAUUUUUGGCAGCUUUUAUUCCUCAGUGGAUUCACCGCCGUCCUCGAGAAACUCCUCCGCCACUCUCGAUCCCAGAUCUCGAAGAGCAGAGGGAUUAGCGAGAGAGAGAGAGAGAGAAGGCGAUGGCGAUGGGAUCCGGAUGAGUAGAACUCAGUACUAGUCCUUGGUGAGGUAGUGAUUUCGAAGGAUCUGUUCUCGUUUUUGAGGGAUAUUGGAAGGGUGGGAAGUUGGGGAGAUCUGCAGAUGGAGAAGUACGAGGUGGUGAGGGACAUCGGAUCGGGGAACUUUGGGGUGGCGAAGCUGAUGAGGAACAAGGAGACGAAGGAGCUCGUCGCCAUGAAGUACAUCGAGAGGGGCCGCAGGAUUGAUGAGAAUGUGUUGAGAGAGAUCAUCAACCACCGCUCGCUGCGGCACCCCAACAUCAUCCGAUUCAAGGAGGUGGUCUUGACGCCGACGCAUCUGGCGAUCGUGAUGGAGUACGCCGCCGGCGGCGAGCUCUUCGAGCGGAUCUGCAACGCCGGGCGAUUCAGCGAAGACGAGGCAAGAUAUUUCUUUCAGCAGCUCAUCUCCGGCGUCAGCUACUGCCACUUCAUGCAAAUAUGCCACCGGGAUUUGAAGCUGGAGAACACUUUGCUGGAUGGAAGCCCCGCUCCGCGGCUUAAGAUUUGCGACUUUGGUUACUCCAAGUCGUCGCUGCUUCACUCGAGGCCCAAAUCGACGGUGGGGACGCCGGCCUACAUCGCCCCGGAGAUCCUCUCCGGCCGGGAGUACGACGGCAAGCUUGCAGACGUAUGGUCAUGCGGAGUAACUCUAUACGUGAUGCUGGUGGGAUCCUACCCAUUUGAGGACCAAAAUGACCCCAGGAAUUUACGGAAAACCAUUCAAAAAGUCAUGUCAGUUCAAUACAAAAUACCCGACUACGUUCACAUAUCCCGGGAUUGCAGGCAACUUAUCGCCCGUCUCUUCGUUGCGAACCCAGCUAGGAGGAUCCCAAUAAGGGAAAUAAAGAACCACCCAUGGUUCUUGAAGAACUUACCAAGGGAGCUAACAGAAUCAGCUCAAGCAGCGUACUACAGGAGGGAUCGUAAUGCACCUACCUACUCAAUUCAAAGUAUUGAGGACAUUAUGAAUAUUGUUGGAGAAGCGAGGACUCCUGCACAGGCAUCCAGGUCCAUCCCAGGCUUUGAAUCUGAGGAGGACUCAGAGGAGGAAGAAGAGGAGAACCAGCAGGAGCAAGAAAAGGAAGAGGAGGAAGAAGAUGAGUAUGACAAGACCGUAAAGGAAGUGCAUGCCAGUGGAGACUACAAGAUCAAUUUACUGAACAUAAAUGAGAAGUAAAAUGCGAGUUGUUCUCCAUAAAGCAAAAUGCUAUGUCUUCUACUUAACAUUCUACUGCUAGCUAUAUAUCCCUGUAGAAAUCUGUGUCUUUUUUGCUUUUACUUAUUUUGUGUCUAUCGUCGUUGUAAUAUAAUUUAAUGGUUUUCUUAUUUCUAAGGUCUGCUAUGUUUAUCUGGUAA
Molecule: messenger RNA, 1565 nt
Organism: Phoenix dactylifera (date palm)
Lineage: Eukaryota; Viridiplantae; Streptophyta; Magnoliopsida; Arecales; Arecaceae
Product: serine/threonine-protein kinase SAPK7-like
Biological process (GO): protein phosphorylation
Molecular function (GO): protein serine/threonine kinase activity; ATP binding
Source: RefSeq, a predicted model, not a curated record